GGUUUUUUUUCCAGACCAUUAGUAGCCGAGAAAGUUCUCUUCCACUACACUUUCUCUCUACUUUUCUCGUCAACCAAACACAAUCUCAGGUUAUACAGACUUCUGGAGAAUGCGAUCUGCACAUUACUGAGAAACCUUGGAAGUCCCAGAGCCACUGACAAAGGAUAAAAUGGAUUCUAUCUUACUGAAGCUAGGGUUAUUUCUUUUUGUGUUUUUCCUUAUUUUUGCUCCGUCGCAAUCCGCGGUUUUAAGCAUAGAUCUAGGUUCCGAAUCGCUGAAAGUUGCAGUUGUGAACCUAAAACCAGGUCAGAGCCCAAUCUCGAUCGCAAUCAACGAAAUGUCGAAGCGCAAGUCCCCUUCCUUGGUGGCAUUUCAAUCCGGUGAUCGUCUUCUCGCUGAAGAAGCAGCUGGAUUGGUCGCUCGGUACCCUGACAAAGUCUAUUCCCAAAUCAGGGACUUGAUUGGAAAACCUUUUAAUUAUACAAAGAGUUUUACAGAUUCGUUCUAUUUACCCUUCAAUAUGGUGGAAGAUUCUAGGGGCACUGCGAGUUUCAAAAUCGAUGACAAUGUGGGUACUCUUUCUGUUGAGGAAUUGCUGGCAAUGAUUUUGGCUUACGCGGCGAAUUUAGCAGAGUUUCAUGCAAAAAUUCCUAUAAAAGAUGCUGUUGUUACAGUACCACCAUAUUUUGGGCAAGCAGAGCGAAAAGGGCUGCUCCAGGCUGCGCAGUUGGCUGGGUUUAAUGUACUUUCUUUGAUAAAUGAGCAUUCGGGUGCAGCCUUACAGUAUGGAAUCGAUAAAGAUUUCUCAAACGGAUCGAGGAAUGUUAUUUUCUAUGAUAUGGGUUCCAGCAGUACGUAUGCAGCUCUCGUUUAUUUCUCGGCCUAUAAUGCUAAGGAGUUUGGAAAGACUGUGUCAGUCAACCAGUUUCAGGUCAAGGAUGUCAGAUGGGAUCCAGAACUUGGGGGUCAGAAUAUGGAAUUGAGAUUGGUUGAGCACUUUGCAGAUGAGGUCAACAAACAAAUUGGGAAGGGGGUUGACAUAAGGACGUCUGCCAAGGCAAUGGCUAAACUGAAAAAACAGGUUAAAAGAACAAAGGAAAUUCUAAGUGCAAACACAAUGGCUCCAAUAUCAGUUGAAUCGAUCUAUGAUGACCAGGAUUUCAGGAGCUCCAUCUCACGUGAAAAGUUUGAAGAGCUCUGUGGAGAUCUAUGGGAGAGAUCUCUGACACCUGUGAAGGAAGUUCUUAAGCAUUCUGGUAUAAAGGCUGAUGAGAUAUAUGCUGUGGAGUUGAUAGGAGGUGCAACCCGAGUGCCUAAGUUGCAGGCUAAGCUUCAGGAAUUUUUUGGAAGGAAAGAGUUAGAUAGACAUCUGGAUGCUGAUGAAGCUAUAGUUCUUGGUGCAGCCCUACAUGCUGCUAAUUUAAGUGAUGGAAUCAAAUUGAACCGUAAACUAGGAAUGGUUGAUGGUUCUUCUUAUGGGUUUGUAGUUGAGUUAAAUGGCCCUGACCUGUUGAAAAAUGAAAGCACUAGGCAAUUGCUUGUUCAACGGAUGAAAAAACUCCCCAGCAAGAUGUUCAGGUCCGUUUUCCAUAACAAAGAUUUUGAAGUUUCCCUGGCUUAUGAAAGUGAAGAUCUUUUACCACCUGGUGCAGCAUCUCCUAUAUUUGCCCAGUAUGAUGUGUCUGGUUUGACAGAUACUAGUGAGAAGUAUGCUUCUCGGAAUUUGUCAGCCCCCAUUAAGGCCAAUCUGCAUUUUUCCUUGAGUAGAAGUGGAAUUUUGUCUUUGGAUCGGGCUGAUGCUGUUAUUGAAAUCUCAGAAUGGGUAGAAGUUCCUAAACGAAAUCUGACAUUGGAGAAUUCAACUAUUGCUUCCCCAAACAUAUCGGUUGAAGCUGGAGCUGUAAACACUUCAGCUACAAACACUUCAGAAGAAAGCAAUGGCAACUCGAAUACUGAUGAAGGUGGGAUUAGUAAUUCAUCCAACUCUACUGUUGAAGAGCAAAGUGGCAAGGAUGUUGAUACAGGAAAAAAGCUGAAAAAGCGUACCUUCAGGAUUCCGCUAAAGGUUGUUGACAAGACAGUGGGACCUGCCGUUUCUCUUUCAAAAGAAUAUCUUGCUGAUGCUAAACAAAAACUAGAAGCCUUGAACAAGAGGGAUGCAGAGCGAAGAAGGACUGCUGAGUUAAAAAAUAACUUAGAAGGAUACAUUUACUCUACUAAAGAAAAGCUUGAAACAUCAAAGGAGUUUGAAAAGAUUUCUACCGGUGAUGAACGUCGAUCCUUUAUUGAAAAGCUUGAUGAGGUUCAAGAAUGGCUGUAUACCGAUGGCGAAGAUGCUAGCGCUACAGAGUUUGAAAAACACCUAGAUAUGCUAAAAGCUAUUGGUGAUCCAAUAUUCUUCAGGUUGAGGGAGCUUACUGCACGUCCAGAAGCCGUUGAACAUGCACGAAGUUACCUUGUUAAGCUGAAACAGGUCAUCGAUGGUUGGGAGACUAAAAAGUCUUGGCUUCCAAAAGACAGAAUAGACGAGGUGGUGAGUGAUGCUGACAAGCUGAAAAUUUGGUUGGCUGAAAAAGAGGCCGAACAGACAAAGACUUCUGGGUCUAGUAAACCAGCUUUCACAUCUGAAGAAGUAUAUAUUAAGGUUUUCGAUCUACAAGACAAGGUUGCAAGCAUUAAUAGAAUUCCGAAGCCAAAGCCUGAAAUUGAGAAACCUACAAAGAAUGAAACAGAUACUGGGGAGAAAGAAAAAAAUUCCAGCACAACUUCUGGUGACAGUUCCUCUCAAAGUGAUGAAUCUGCUAAAAAUUCCAGCACAACUUCUGGUGACAGUUCCUAUCAAAGUGAUGAAUCUACUAAGGACUCAGGUGGUUCAGCAAAUGAAAGCAUCGAGCCAGAAACCGAGGCUCAUGAUGAGUUAUAGAUUAAUAGAACUGACAUUUUGGUUUCAGCGUAUAACGUUUGCCUUCCUGAUUUGAAGAGAUGUGGAUCGGCACUAGUAGAAAAGAUGGAUGAGUUCUGUCUAUAAAUUCCAGACAGUAGAAUGUAGAGUUCAGCCCCUUUUUAAGUAAGGUUGCUUGUCAUCCUUGAGAUCAAUGGUUGGCCUGUGUUCAGCAGAUUUUAAGGAAUUAUUGCUGAAGGACCGGACCUUUCUUUCAGUUAUUGAUAUUGUUAAAUCAUACCAUACAUCGUAGGGGCGAAUUAUCGGUAAACAUUUUUGCCUCAUUGGAAAAUUUUGUUAUACGUCAAAGAACAGUACGGUUGGAUAGGGAGACUUAUUUUUGUUGUCGAGGUUAUGUAUCAUCCUUCUGGAAAAUAUAGAUAAUUUCCCAUAUGUCAUUGCUUGUAUUAUGUUUUA
Molecule: messenger RNA, 3358 nt
Organism: Ziziphus jujuba (common jujube)
Lineage: Eukaryota; Viridiplantae; Streptophyta; Magnoliopsida; Rosales; Rhamnaceae
Product: heat shock 70 kDa protein 17
Exons: 15
Coding region: 170-2923 (917 amino acids)
Biological process (GO): negative regulation of hypoxia-induced intrinsic apoptotic signaling pathway; cellular response to hypoxia; endoplasmic reticulum unfolded protein response
Cellular component (GO): endoplasmic reticulum chaperone complex
Molecular function (GO): ATP binding; ATP-dependent protein folding chaperone
Source: RefSeq, a predicted model, not a curated record